This is a messenger RNA of Hemicordylus capensis (graceful crag lizard), 2715 nucleotides long. RefSeq names its product nucleoporin 54 (gene NUP54). Gene Ontology annotation, biological process: protein localization to nuclear inner membrane; nuclear pore organization; NLS-bearing protein import into nucleus. Gene Ontology annotation, molecular function: structural constituent of nuclear pore. NCBI's taxonomy places the organism in Eukaryota, Metazoa, Chordata, Lepidosauria, Squamata, Cordylidae. Bases 446 to 2116 code for a protein of 556 amino acids. The transcript is spliced from 13 exons. The record is from RefSeq and is a predicted model, not a curated record. Gene Ontology annotation, cellular component: nuclear pore; nuclear pore central transport channel.
CGUCAUCAACAUGCACCACGACGACUUUCGCUCUCUCGCUCGCUCCUCCUUUACCGCGGCAACCAACAGGCUAACUGUUUUGACGUCCGUGUGAAGGCGGAGCCUGGCUCAUAGAGAUAGAACAACAAUAGAGUCCCACAUCUAAAACUAAUGAUCCGAAGUUUAAAUAGCCGCCCCCCCUCCUGAAUGUCCCUGCAGAGGAGAAGGCCUUUUAACCCUAGAGGGACCAUGAGAUAGAGCGACACCACUCUUGAGUUCCUCCUCGCCAAUUCCGAUGUUUACCGGAAGUCCAUGCUUCUUGCCGUUCUAGUAUUUUCCUACCCGAUCUCUCUAUGACCUAGUCGUAGCUUUCUUCUUCACAGUUGUAGUUUCUAGCCGGACGCUAACGAAGGCUGGACUUUCCCGGGUGCUGGUUUUUGCUGCCUUCCCGUGCCCUGGUCGCCUCAUGGCUUUCAACUUUGGGGCAGCCACUGGCGCUGCAGCCGCCACAAACCCUGUGGGAUUUGGUGGGCUUGAAACGGCAAACUCCACUGCCAGUGGGUUUAAUUUUGGGGGUUUUGGAUUAACUGCUAACCCUGCAGUGAAUUUUAAUAUUGGGAAUUUUGGUGUGUCUACUACCUCGGCGCCACCAUUCAAUUUUGGUAACAGUCUGGCCAGUGCAGGCGCUUUUGGAGGGUUUGGGGCAACAACCGCUCCAGCUGGAUCUACAUUUAGCUUCUCAGCUCCUGCCAACACUGGUACCACUGGGCUUUUUGGUGCUACCCAGAACAAAGGUUUUGGGUUUGGAACCGGCUUUGGGGCAGCAGCAGGCACUGGAACUGGCCUUGGAACUGGUUUGGGAACUGGGUUGGGAUUUGGAGGUUUCAACACCCAGCAGCAGCAACCAACUCUUGGAGGCCUCUUUAGCCAGCCUGCUCAGGCCCCUACCCAGUCCAACCAGCUGAUCAACACAGCAAGUGCCCUUUCUGCACCCACACUACUGGGAGACGAGCGAGAUGCUAUUCUGGCCAAAUGGAACCAGCUGCAGGCAUUUUGGGGCACAGGGAAAGGGUACUUUAACAACAACAUUGCCCCAGUGGAGUUCACACAGGAAAACCCGUUCUGCAGGUUUAAGGCUGUGGGCUACAGCUGCAUGCCCAACAACAAGGAUGAGGAUGGUCUGGUAGCAUUGGUCUUCAAUAGAAAGGAAGCAGAGAUUCGGAGUCAGCAGCAGCAGCUUGUGGAAUCAUUGCACAGAAUCUUGGGGUCUAACCAGACUCUCACUGUCAAUGUCGAAGGUGUAAAGACCUUGCCAGAUGACCAGACGGAGGUAGUUAUUUAUGUUGUUGAGCGGUCCCCAAAUGGGACUUCAAGGCGAGUUCCAGCUACCACUCUGUAUGCGCACUUUGAACAAGCAAAUAUCAAAAACCAACUGCAGCAGCUUGGAGUUACCUUCACCAUGGCCAGGUCAGAACUCUCUCCAGCACAGAUCAAGCAGCUGUUACAGAAUCCUCCUGCAGGAGUUGAUCCUAUCAUCUGGGAACAGGCCAAAGUGGAUAAUCCAGAUCCUGAAAAGCUGAUUCCAGUGCCAAUGGUUGGCUUCAAAGAACUCUUGAGAAGGUUGAAGGUUCAAGAUCAGAUGACGAAGCAGCAUCAAACCAGACUGGAUAUAAUAUCGGAAGACAUAAGUGAGCUUCAGAAGAACCAGACAACAACAAUGGCCAAAAUAGCUCAAUACAAGAGGAAACUAAUGGAUCUUUCACACAGAACGUUACAGGUGUUAAUCAAGCAAGAGAUCCAAAGAAAAAGCGGUUAUGCCAUCCAAGCAGAUGAGGAGCAGCUCCGUGUGCAGUUGGAUACAAUUCAGUGUGAACUCAAUGCACCUACACAGUUCAAGGGUCGGCUGAAUGAGCUGAUGUCUCAGAUCAGGAUGCAGAACCACUUUGGAGCAGUGAGAUCUGAAGAGAGGUACUACAUUGAUGCAGACCUCUUGCGGGAGAUCAAGCAGCAUUUGAAGCAGCAACAGGAGGGUCUGAGUCACCUGAUCAGCAUAAUAAAAGAUGACCUGGAAGAUAUAAAGCUGAUAGAACAUGGAUCAAAUGAGAGCAUCCCUAUCAGAGGAGGUGUCUUCAGCUGAUGGGUCUCUGGAGGCCAAUGGAACAGUUGCUUUUCUCCAUGGCUAAAACUCCACCAGGUGUUCUGAUCAAUAAACCUUAGCAUAAGUUCAAAGAGAGCUCCAGUGCUUCUGGCCUUUAGUUUUUCAACUUCAGUCUUCAAGAGGUUUACAUUUAUAAAGCUGCACUUGAUUUCAAGAAGAAAGAAAUGUAGAUUUCAGAUGCUUCUCUGAUCUAAGCCUGCAUUUGUUCAUCAGUUUUGUUUUUAAAAAUCAAAACAAAACAUUGAGAAUUGAAAUCUUGAUGGGAGACAUUGCCAUUUUUCCACAGCAAUCACAACACAAAAGAACUGCUAGUUUUUGUGUGUGCAAAACAUUGUCCAGUCUGCCUAGACACACUGCUUAAAUAAAGUUUUUGAACUCUGUUUUUUGAAGGGGAGACAGCUGAUCUAAUGUGCUCGUGUGCUGCUUUGGACAAGUUGUGGGGAAAAUGCACUGGAGAAAGGUGACUUUUUUUUUUUACUAUCAGAACCUGAAGGCUAUAUUUUUAUAUCAUUUUACUUAAUCAGGAUUUGCAGAAUCCCUUUCCUUCAAUGAGAUAAUAAAAUCAAAUGUUUACUUUC